UUGUACACCACCAUGUUACAGGGGGAUGGUAAGUUAGCACUCGCAAGGCAUAAAGCAUACUGAAGGGGUAUCCAGCCCUGAGCAACAAAGCCCUUUGUUAGCUGCACCAGUUGCUGCAACUAAAUUCAAUAGAAACCGUGAAUCAGCAUUCCUGGUACAAUGUACCAGUUGGACUGUGGACACCAGUGGUCGCACUGCAGAUGAAGACACGGCAUGGGGCAGUGCUGAGGCUCACCCUGAGGCACAGUGCUUGUCCCUGCUCACCCGGCUCUGGCCAGGGUGACCACCCAACAGCCCACCAGUGGUUUCUUCUCCCCGUUUUGGACCCACAGGCCCUCUGAAUCAAAGCCCUGAGCAUGGUGAUCCCUCAGACCACUGCUCAAAACACUGCCACAACACCUCCAGCAAUGGUGUUACCUGGUAGCAUUAGGCUUUUAAAGUUAGUCUAGUGAUAUGGUUUCAUUGUCAGAACUAACCCACAGGUUUCUUCUGUGACUUAGGAUAAAUAAAAUUGUGUCUCGAUUCAGAGACUGGGCACCUGAGUAAGCUUUUUGUUGACUUCGCCUGCAAACCUACAGUGGCGUCUGCUGAAUGCGUUUACAGCAGGAUUGCUCUGAAAAUUAGCCCAAGAUAGGGAUCACACGACAAGAUUAGAUUUUUGGUCUGCAGAAGCUGAACCCCAGGGUGCAGGUGGAUGUUUUGUGCUUGCAGAGGCCUUCAUCAAGGCAGCCGGGAGCUCUGCUCUGCUCUACCCUUCCUCCCUGCUCACCUCCCGCUCUGGCCCCUCGACAGAGGCUGCUGGGGGUCACUCCAGCCACUCGAAAGGGGUCCCCUCCAUCAGCCCCCCAAAGGGACGAGGUGAGGGAGCGCUGCUCUCCCGCCCACUGCCCCGCAAGCGGCCGGGGGUCACUGGCCGCCUGGCGAGCACCCGCUGCCGCCCGGUUCGCCCAGCGGCUUCCCGGGCCGGCUGCCGCGAUUAGGCCGGGCCCGCGGCUACUUGUGAAGGCCCGUGGCCUUUCCUCCCCUCACGGCGGGCGCUCCCAGUCUCCCUCGCCCGGGCUGUCGUGAAGCCGGGCUGCGACAACGCCCCGCUGUGCGCUCAGCAGCCACCCGAGGGGACGGACCAGCCGCCUCACUCGGUCGCUCCCCGUUCCCUGCACAGCAGUCGCUUACAACAGGUGCGCGGCUGUAGACGGGAAGGAAAAAGGCGGGAGGGGAGCUGACUUACACGGCAGCCCCGGCAGCGGGCCGCCCGCCCGGGCCUACCAGCGCGGCCGCCCUGCCCUCCAUAGGCGUCCCCCGCGCUGCCUCCGCGGCCGCGCCCUCCACGCCGCCCUCACCCGGGCCGCGCCCGGCCCCUGCCGCCCCACCAGGCUCGCAGGGCCGCGGCAGAGGCAGAGUCCUUCUCCCAGGCACGGAGAGGCGGCGGCUUGCCGCGCCUGCCGCUUGCUCAGGCAGUCUCCCGGCCUGCCCCGCGAGGAGGCUCUGCUGAGGGGAGGCGGCCAAACGGCAGCAACGGAAGGAGCCUACGGCACGGCCGCGCUCCUUCCCCGCUGCGUUUCGCAGCUGCCACGCACUCCCCUGUUAGCGUUACCGCCCCCCGGGCCCGCCAGCAGCAUGAGAGUAGUGGCUUUAAUCAGUGGUGGGAAGGACAGCUGUUAUAAUAUGAUGCAGUGUGUUGCUGCUGGGCAUCAGAUUGUUGCUCUAGCCAAUUUAAGACCUGCUGAAAACACAGGGCAAACUGAUGAAUUGGACAGCUAUAUGUAUCAGACAGUAGGACACCAUGCCAUCGACCUAUAUGCUGAUGCAUUGGAUUUGCCGCUGUAUCGUGGUUUCAUAAAGGGUACCAGUGUAAAUACUGGAAAAGUGUAUACCACAUGUCAGGAAGAUGAGGUUGAAGACCUUUACCACCUCCUGAAACUUGUUAAGGAUAAAGAAGGAGUGGAGGGUGUAUCUGUGGGAGCCAUUCUUUCUGACUACCAGAGAGUUCGAGUUGAAGAUGUAUGCAGAAGGCUUGAUCUUCAGCCUUUAGCUUACCUUUGGCAUCGGAACCAGGAAAUAUUGCUUAAAGAAAUGAUAUCAUCUAACAUUCAAGCCAUAAUCAUAAAGGUGGCAGCUUUUGGUUUAGAUCCAGAUAAACAUCUAGGAAAAACUCUGGAUCAAAUGGAGCCUUAUCUUUUGGAGCUUUCUGAGAAAUACGGAGUCCAUGUUUGUGGAGAAGGUGGAGAAUAUGAAACAUUCACUCUGGACUGCCCUCUGUUUAAGAAGAAAAUAGUUGUAGAUUCAGCCAAGGUGGUUGUACAUUCAGCUGAUGCAUUUGCACCUGUGGCGUACCUUCAUUUUUUAAAAUUACACCUGGAGAAUAAGGCGGACUCUUCGGGUACAUUUAUGGUCAAUAGCUGUUCUUGUGAGGUAAGCUGCAACGAUGAUAUUUUCCCUUCAUCAGAAGAGGAGGAACCACAGAAAAACAUUCCAGUCACGUGGAGGUCUUUGAAACAUAAUCCUUUGGAUUUCACUAAGACAUUUGGAAGCUCAGGAAGAUCCCUGAGUGGUUACCAGUGGUUUUCAGGUAUCACUGCUCACUUCCUUCCAUCAGAAGGCAGAAAUGCUCAAGAGGCAGCAAGGGAAGCAUUUUCUUCUCUUCAAGCUAAUAUGACUUCAGAGGGAUUGAAACUGAAGGAUAUUAUUUUGGUUCAUCUGUAUAUGAAGAGCAUGAAAGAUUUCAAUGUUAUAAAUUCAGUUUAUGUGACAGAAUUUGAUUUGUGUCCACCAGCAAGAGUAUGUGUGGAAACCCUGUUACCUGAUGGAGUACUGUUUUGCAUUGACUGCCUUGCACAUAAGUAUGACGUUGCAGUGGACGAUGUGUUACGUGAUGAAAAACUGGUCAUGCAUGUACAGAGCAUUUCCCACUGGGCACCUGCUAGCAUAGGACCUUACAGUCAGUCAAUCAAGGUCGGAGAUGUUCUCUACUGUGCCGGACAGAUUGCUCUAGUACCUUGUACGAUGCAGCUUGUUAGUGGUGGCGUACGGACUGAGGCCGUAGUUUCCCUCCGUCAUGUUGAGCGAGUUCUUCAAGCUAUGAGCCAGAAGGCUGCACUCCACCACGUCAUCACAGCCAGCUGCUAUGUAACUGACAGCAAGCACAUUCCCAUUGCUCGCUCUAUAUGGCAGAAGAAAUUAAGAGAAUGUAAAAAGGUUGAAGAUUCAGAGACGAAUCGUGAUGUAACUGCAGUUUGUGGGUUGCUUGCUGUGGUUGUAAUACCUCACCUACCCAGAGAUGCUGCCAUUGAAUGGCAUGUUAUUGCAGUAGUUGAUGACCCACUCCAAAGAAAACAUUUUGCAAUGAAGGUGUUGUCAGAGGGCUUCCAAAUUGAGUGUGAAUUUGUGGAGUCUAGUUCUGCAUCUUGUGCAUCAAUCUCUGUACGUCUGAGCUUGAUUUCACCAUCCACUUCUCACCUUGAUUUAGAUGGACCUCUUCAUGACUUAGUUGCUAUGUUUAGACAAGCUGUUGAGAAACUUUCAGAAGACUGCAGUGCAAGUCCUUUGUCUUUUAGAGCUUUCUUCAAGGAGGGUGUCUUUGAUGCUGAAGCACUACAAACAGGACUGCAAGAAUACCUGGAAAAAUACUUGGGCAAGAAGACCCCAGCUCUGAUUUUAGUACCUGUGGUGGAUUUACCUGGCAAGGAAGUUAUUCAUAUAACAUGCUGGCUAAGCUAGCAGUUUAGAAGAGAUGAAUUGACAUCAAAAUACACAUUCCAUCCCGGAAAGAACAAAGAAAGGAACCAAUCAUAACUGUGUUGGAUACUUUCAUUAAACAAUAUUGUUUGAUUUAAGCAAAGUCAUAUUUCGCUUGUUAAUGAUGCCUCAUGAUAUGUGACAGA
Messenger RNA from Chroicocephalus ridibundus (black-headed gull), 3881 nucleotides. RefSeq names its product diphthamine biosynthesis 6 (gene DPH6). Gene Ontology annotation, biological process: protein histidyl modification to diphthamide. The record is from RefSeq and is a predicted model, not a curated record. Gene Ontology annotation, molecular function: diphthine-ammonia ligase activity. Lineage: Eukaryota; Metazoa; Chordata; Aves; Charadriiformes; Laridae. The transcript is spliced from 15 exons. Bases 1618 to 3717 code for a protein of 699 amino acids.